Messenger RNA from Micropterus salmoides (largemouth bass), 3715 nucleotides. Its product is annotated as EGF-containing fibulin-like extracellular matrix protein 1. Gene Ontology annotation, molecular function: calcium ion binding. The record is from RefSeq and is a predicted model, not a curated record. The transcript is spliced from 7 exons. Lineage: Eukaryota; Metazoa; Chordata; Actinopteri; Centrarchiformes; Centrarchidae. The coding region runs from base 11 to 1021 and encodes 336 amino acids.
GAUCUUCAGGAUGAAGUCUCUGCAGAUUUUUCUCCUGCUGAGUCUCUUCAUGCUUUCAGCUCAGCAGCUGGACGAACCCGUCACCUACGCAUGUACGGAGGGCUACGAGUUCAACCUGGAGGAGCAGGAAUGUAAAGACAUCAACGAGUGCGAGACGCUGCCAGACGCCUGUAAAGGAGGGAUGGGUUGCAUCAACCACUACGGUGGAUACUUCUGUCUGCCGCUGAACGCCCAGAUCAUCAUCAGCAACAGCGAGGAGGACCCCCCCACCGUGACCCGCCCCCCCCCUCCUCCACACUUCAUCCCCAUCCCUGCAGUGCCCAGCCACCGUGGCAACUACCAGAUCACCAGACUCCAGGCCGGGCAGACCUUCUACACAUGUCCAAUCGGAUUCACCGCAGACGAGUUCAACUUCUGCAGAGACCUGGACGAAUGCCUGCAGUCGUCCUAUAUCUGUCAGUGGAGGUGUGUGAACCAGCCCGGCUCCUACAGUUGUGUCUGUCCUGAAGGAUACCAGGUGCAGGGAACACACAUGUGUCAAGACAUUAACGAGUGUGAAACAGGACCAAACUGCCACGAGGACCAGGUGUGCUGGAACUAUUUCGGAGGUUACCGCUGCUAUCCCAGAAACCCCUGCCAGGAGCCCUACGUCCAGAACGGGGAGGGUCGCUGCAGCUGUCAGUCUCUGAGCGCGUGCAGAGGACUUCCUCCCACCAUCGUCUACAAGUACAUGAGCAUCACGUCGGAGCGUUCUGUGCCGGCGGACAUCUUCCAGAUCCAGGCCACCAGCGUCUUCCCCAACAUGCACAACACCUUCCGGAUCAAAGCCGGCAAUGAGGAGGGACAGUUCUUCCUCAGGCGAUCCAGUAACGUGAGCGCCAUGCUGGUGAUGAUGCGCCCUCUGAUUGGUCCCAGAGAGCACGUCCUGGACCUGGAGAUGGUGACGCAGAACUCCGGCCUCAGCUAUCGAUCCAGCUCUCUGCUCCGCCUCACCAUCAUCGUUGGUCCGUACGCCUUUUAGAAUCUUCCACAGUUUCACAGGAAUCUGUUUCCAGGACACUUUCCAGGCCUUGAACAUGUUUCUUCCAGUGGCUCCGUUAGUUUGAGUUCGUCUUUGCUGUGAAACCUGGACUCUUCCAGGAAAGUGCUUCAAGAUUUAAACAUCUGCAGUGAACCAUUUUAACAUUUAGUCCUUCAACCCUUCUACUCACUAAUUAGAAGCUACUAUUGUGUAUGUUUAUUGUGGCAGCGCCCUCUAGUGUCCAUACAGCACAACACAUGACUAAGACGUCACGUAUUAUAAGUAACCAGAAGGUUGUACUCCGGUGGCGGUGGGAUAGCAAGUCAGCCGUGUUUCUCCUGAGACCGGCGUUCAGUUCCCGUCUUCAACAGGUUAAGUAGCAUUAGCUACUUUAGCUAGCUAGCUAUAUUAGCGUAAAGGCGUUGACCUUCACAGGUAGGGGCGCUUUCAGGAAACGCUAAUAUGAGUCGUAUUUGGAGGUUCGUUAAAACGACUUAAGUUGUCGUUUAGGUUGGAGGACUUCGUCCAUUAGUUACUAGUAGCUAUUCCUGUUUUACUAGAAACAACUGAUUAGAUACUAGUACUCAAUUUUCCCGUUCCAAAAGACAGUAGUAACAUUUUCAUUGUUUUGGGUUACUAAUCAUUCAUUAAUGACAGUCUGUUGAUGAACAUUUUAACUCUUACUAGUAACUAAUGGAAUCGUUACCAGUAAGAGUUAAAUAGGUGACAUCUAAACUGCAGAGCCUGAAAGAUUUCAAUAGGAAACAUGUGCACUUAGUUACUAAUAAAAUGGGAAUAGAAAUAAGUUCUAGUAGCUUUUAAAUAGCGAGAUUUAAAGAAUAAAUGUUAAACAGUUUGCCGUAAACAUCUGACUUCAAACAUUUAGGCCACGUUUCCACGUCCUCAUCACAGGGCGUCCAAUACCAGCGCUUUCAGAAAAAGUGACAAAACGUAGUUAUUUGACGCUCAUUGUCAAGUUCUGUGUGUUUUUAAUUGAUUACAGCUCAGCCCAAACUUGAAAACUGCUUUUCUCUCUGAAGAACGCAAAGGACAACUCAAUCUUUUCACUUCUUGAUUCUUUAUUUUCUUUGAGAUGGUUUGAUAGACCAGUGAUGGAAUAAUAUGGUAUAGUUUCUUGAAUGUGACUUGAUAGAUCAGUGUGGGACAGUAGGUAUAGGUUGAUAACCUUUCAAAUGCACAAACCAAAACAUGAAUUAGUUACAGAUAAGUCAUGAAUCAGUCACACAUAAAUCACAAUACCACUUUCUCACAGAAGUAAUAAAUAAAUGCUAUUGAACCUUCAAACCAAACUAAACACGAUCCUUCAGUCUAACCUAGGAUUUUAACAAGAAAAUACCAAUCCCAUAAUUAAACUCAUGCACAUGUUACUUCUAUCAAGUUCAACAUUCACAUAACAAAUCCCUAUUACUUAUUUUAAAUUGCAAAUUACAAUCCAAGCAGAACCUGAACAUUUAAAACUCAAUAUAUUCAAACACAGUCAAUCAUAAAUUGUCCUACCAGUUGCGUCUUUGAGUGAUCAGGAGCUGUAAUCAUAGUGUCCUUUUCCAGGAAUAAAUGAGAGAACCAACCGAACUCUCUACAAACAUUUCAAUGCCAUGCUCUCUCUGUGGGUGCGCAGGCAAAUAUAGUCCCAAAAGCUACUUCCCCAAAAGUUGGUUCCACCAACUUUUGUUGCAUGAUUGCCCCCUGCAGUUUGGGAGUGCCCUGAGAGCCCUGGGUGAAUCUAGGCUUGGAUUGCUCAGUACAACUAAAGCAAAGUAACCAUAAAUUGACACAACAUCUCCCACUUGACCUCCUGGUUCUUCAACCCAAGGAGGUCACACCAGAACUGUGACGUGUCGGAUUUAGUUACUCCAUUUUUGGUCCUGUUGCUACUGCUGCUCUUCAACUGGAAGUAGGACAACUAUCCGUCUGACAUCCCUGUGAAGAACUGUUGCAGGUAUCUUGGUUGAGUGUUUUUUCAUCUUUUUAGUCGGUUUCACAGUUGCGACUGGGUAGCUGGGGAAGGAUCGGAGAUAUACAUCCCUCACAAUUCCCUUCCUGUCAGUGUUGACGUCAAUGACCCUGGCAAGCCUGAACUGACCUCUCAAGGCAUUCUGGUCAGCCAACCAGACGACAUCUCCAACUGCCACAUUCCUGUGAACGGUGUGCCACUUGGUCCGGACAAACAGAUUUGGUCCGGCUAACUGGCUCCAUUUCCUCCAGAAUCGGUCAACUUCUGUUUGGAUGAUUCUCAAUCUUCUGUAAGGAUAGCCUUUAAAAUCAAAGGUCUCUGGAUCUCCCCUGUGUCCAGUUCUUCCGAGCAGAAGCGAAUUUGGGCUGAUGUAUUCCACACAGUCCUCCCGGCUCUGAGUCCUGGCAUCAAUAGGUCGUUCAUUUGCAAGGUUGGAAGCCAUAUAAAGGAAAGUUUGAAACUCACCCCAUGUGAAGACUCCAUCACCCCCCAGAUUGUGCAAAGCUCGCUUUAUCAUCCGGACAGCAGCCUCAACAGCUCCGUUUCUGUGAGGUGAGUCUGCUGGAUGGAUCUUCCAGCUCCAUUCUGUGCCAUGCUUGGAGACUUCAUCUUCAAGCUUUGAUUUCUCCAGUCGGUCCAGAAACAUGUAGAGCUCUUUGAGGGCAGGUCUGGCUCCGACGAAGUUCUUCCCAGGAUCCGACCACAAUUUCCUCGGAUGU